GCGGCGGGCCGGGAGCGAGGUCGGGGCCAUGGGCCGGCGCUGCGCCUGCGGAGGGGCCGGCCAGCGCGGGGAGCCGCGGCCGGGGCUGGGGGCGCCCCGGGCUCCGUCCCGAGGCCCAGCCGCGCCCGCCCGCGCCGGGUGAGGGGCGCCCGCGCGAGCCCCGAGGCCGAGGAGCCGAGGCCGCGCGGCGGCCCCCGAGCGCCCCCAGGAUGCUCAUCAAGGAGUACCACAUCCUGCUGCCCAUGAGCCUGGACGAGUACCAGGUGGCCCAGCUCUACAUGAUCCAGAAGAAGAGCCGGGAGGAGUCGAGCGGCGAGGGCAGCGGCGUGGAGAUCCUGGCCAACCGGCCCUACACGGACGGGCCCGGGGGCAGCGGGCAGUACACGCACAAGGUCUACCACGUGGGCUCCCACAUCCCAGGCUGGUUCCGGGCGCUGCUGCCCAAGGCGGCCCUGCAGGUGGAGGAGGAAUCCUGGAAUGCCUACCCCUACACCCGGACCCGGUAUACGUGCCCCUUCGUGGAGAAAUUCUCCAUUGAAAUCGAGACCUACUACCUGCCGGAUGGGGGACAGCAGCCCAACGUCUUCAACCUGAGCGGGGCUGAGAGGAGGCAGCGCAUCCUGGACACCAUCGACAUCGUGCGCGAUGCGGUGGCCCCCGGCGAGUACAAGGCGGAAGAGGACCCGCGGCUGUAUCGCUCGGUCAAGACAGGCCGGGGGCCGCUGGCCGACGACUGGGCGCGCACCGCGGCACAGACGGGACCCCUCAUGUGCGCCUACAAGCUGUGCAAGGUGGAGUUCCGCUACUGGGGCAUGCAGGCCAAGAUCGAGCAGUUCAUUCACGAUGUCGGUCUGCGGCGGGUCAUGCUGAGGGCGCAUCGCCAGGCCUGGUGCUGGCAGGACGAAUGGACAGAACUGAGCAUGGCUGACAUCCGGGCCCUGGAGGAGGAGACUGCCCGCAUGCUGGCCCAGCGCAUGGCCAAGUGCAACACGGGGGGCGAGAGCCCCGAGGCCGAGCCCCCGGGGAAGCCGAGCGCCGAGCCCCGGGCGGGGACCAGCCGCGCCAGCACCCCUGAUGGGCCUGAAGCCCCCCGCGGCCCCGACGCCUCCCCCGACGCCAGCUUCGGCAAACAGUGGUCCUCCUCAUCCCGGUCCUCCUACUCAUCCCAGCACGGAGGUGGCGUGUCCCCCCAGAGCCUGUCCGAGUGGCGUAUGCAGAACAUCGCCCGCGACUCCGAGAACAGCUCCGAGGAGGAGUUCUUUGAUGCCCACGAAGGUUUCUCGGACAGCGACGAGGUCUUCCCCAAGGAGAUGACCAAGUGGAACUCCAACGAUUUCAUCGAUGCCUUUGCCUCCCCCAUCGAGGCCGAGGGGGCCCCAGAGCCUGGAGCUGAGGUCACCAAGAACAUCAGGGACGGGACACGAGUGCCCAGGGAUUCAGAGGGCCCCGAUGGAGCCAGUGAGCUGGGGGCCGAGGCGUGCGCCGUCCACGCCCUCUUCCUCAUCCUGCACAGCGGCAACAUCCUGGACCCCGGCCCCGCCGACGCCUCCUCCAAGCAGGCAGACGUGCAGACUCUGCGCCUGGCCUUCGAGGCCGUCACCCGCAUCCACUUCCCAGAGGCCCUGGGCCACGUAGCCCUGCGCCUGGUGCCCUGCCCGCCCAUCUGCGCCGCCGCCUAUGCCCUCGUCUCCAACCUGAGCCCCUACAGCCACGACGGCGACAGCCUGGCCCGCUCCCAGGACCACAUUCCCCUGGCCGCCCUGCCGCUGCUGGCCACCUCCUCCUCCCGCUACCAGGGGGCUGUGGCCACCGUCAUCGCCCGCACCAACCAGGCCUACGCCGCCUUCCUGCGCUCGGCAGAGGGUGCCGGCUUCUGCGGGCAGGUGGUGCUGAUCGGGGACGGCGUUGGUGGCAUCCUGGGUUUCGAUGCGCUCUGCCACAGUGCCGGCACGGGCACGGGCAGCCGGGCCAGCAGCCGCCGGGGAAGCCUGAACAACGAGCUGCUCUCACCCGAGGUUGGCCCCGUGCGUGACCCGCUGGCAGAUGGCAUUGAUGGGCUGGGCCGGGCCAGCCCAGAACCCUCGAGUCUGCCCACCCAGCGGCCCCCCAGCGACGUGGCCGGUCCCGAGCCGGAAGGCGCCCAGAGCAGCCUGCAGGCAGCACCCUCCAGCAGCUCCUCGGGGGAGCCGCGGCGGGCCAGCACCUCUGAGGCUGCCGACUGCCCGGCCAGCGCCGCACGCCUAGACUUUAAGGUCUCCGGCUUCUUCCUCUUCGGCUCCCCGCUGGGCCUGGUGCUGGCACUGCGCAAGACAGUCAUGCCCGCCCUGGAGGUGGCCCAGAUGCGACCGGCCUGUGAGCAGAUCUACAAUCUCUUCCACGCGGCUGACCCCUGCGCCUCCCGCCUCGAGCCCCUGCUGGCCCCCAAGUUCCAGGCCAUCGCCCCCCUGGCUGUGCCUCGCUACCAGAAGUUCCCCCUGGGAGAUGGCACGUCCCUGCUGCUGGCUGACACUCUGCAGACCCACUCCAGCCUCUUUCUGGAGGAGCUGGAGCUGGUGCCCUCCACGCCCACCUCUGCCAGCGGCGCCUUCUGGAAGGGCAGUGAGUUGGGCGGGGAGGUAGCCGCGCCGCCAGCUGCCCCCAGCACCACCGGCGAGGUGGUGAAGAUCCUGGAGCGCUGGUGGGGGACCAAGCGGAUCGACUACUCGCUGUACUGCCCCGAGGCGCUGACCGCCUUCCCCACCGUCACGCUGCCCCACCUCUUCCACGCCAGCUACUGGGAGUCAGCCGACGUGGUGGCCUUCAUCUUGCGGCAGGUGAUCGAGAAGGAGCGGCCACAGCUGACCGAGUGCGAGGAGCCGUCCAUCUACAGCCCAGCCUUCCCCCGGGAGAAGUGGCAGCGCAAGCGCACGCAAGUCAAGAUCCGGAACGUCACAUCCAACCACCGGGCGAGCGACACGGUGGUGUGCGAGGGCCGCCCCCAGGUGCUGAAUGGGCGCUUCAUGUACGGGCCCCUGGACGUGGUCACGCUCACUGGAGAGAAGGUGGAUGUGUACAUCAUGACGCAGCCCCUGUCGGGCAAGUGGAUCCACUUCGGCACGGAGGUCACCAGCAGCUCGGGCCGCCUCACCUUCCCGGUGCCCCCCGACCGAGCCCUGGGCAUCGGCGUCUACCCGGUGCGCAUGGUGGUCAGGGGCGACCACACCUACGCCGAGUGCUGUCUGACGGUGGUGGCGCGGGGCACCGAGGCCGUGGUGUUCAGCAUCGACGGCUCCUUCACCGCCAGCGUCUCCAUCAUGGGCAGCGACCCCAAGGUGCGCGCCGGCGCCGUGGACGUGGUCAGGCACUGGCAGGACUCGGGCUACCUGAUCGUGUACGUCACGGGCCGACCUGAUAUGCAGAAGCACCGCGUGGUGGCCUGGCUGUCGCAGCACAACUUCCCCCACGGCGUGGUCUCCUUCUGCGACGGCCUCACGCACGACCCGCUGCGCCAGAAGGCCGUGUUUCUGCAGAGCCUGGUGCAGGAGGUGGAACUGAAUAUCGUGGCCGGCUACGGCUCCCCCAAAGACGUGGCGGUGUACGCGGCGCUGGGCCUGCCAGCCAGCCAGACCUACAUCGUGGGCCGUGCAGUGCGGAAAUUACAGGCUCAGUGCCAGUUCCUGUCCGAUGGCUACGUGGCCCACCUGGGCCAGCUGGAAGGCGGCUCCCACCCUCACUCUUCAGCGGGACCCUCCAGGGCCAAGAGCAGCUAUGGGGCAGCCGGCCCCGCCGACUUCCUCCGCAAACAGAGCCAGCUGCUUCGUUCCAGGGGCCCCAGCCAGGCCGACCGCGAAGGGCCCGGGACUCCGCCGGCCACGCUGGCCCGGGGCAAGGCCCGCAGCAUCAGCCUCAAGCUGGACAUGGAGGAGUGAGGCGGGUCCCGCCGCACCUGAGUUAUUUAUUCACACGCUACCUGCGGGGCCGCGUGGAGCUGGUCCAGGUGGCCCUCGGGCCCCUGCUUGGCCCCCAGCCCCACACCCUGCACCCGCCCUGCCCCUCAGGGUCACUUCCCUUUCAUGUGGGGGACACAGCCAGCCCCGGGGGAGGGAGGGGGCUCUCCAUGCCUGUACUUCCACGAGAAUAAACACCAACUGCUCCCCGCC
Molecule: messenger RNA, 4139 nt
Organism: Sorex fumeus (smoky shrew)
Lineage: Eukaryota; Metazoa; Chordata; Mammalia; Eulipotyphla; Soricidae
Gene: PITPNM1
Product: phosphatidylinositol transfer protein membrane associated 1
Exons: 24
Coding region: 210-3908 (1232 amino acids)
Biological process (GO): phospholipid transport
Cellular component (GO): cytoplasm
Molecular function (GO): phosphatidylinositol binding; metal ion binding; phosphatidylcholine intramembrane carrier activity
Source: RefSeq, a predicted model, not a curated record